CCCGGGUAACUGUCGACAGCCAAGCGCAAUUUCCAAAUGGACACUGUGCUGGCUGUCGGGGCCCUCACGGCUGCUUGCUCGUCUCAAGCUCCGCUCAGGGGUCGACAACAGUUUUGGCGGACUGCGCGCCGGCCUCGGGCCGAUGCCGGCGUCGCAGUGGACGCGGCUGGUGCGGAUGCAGCUGCGGCCGGCAGUAGCAGCAGCGGCGAGGACAACGUGCCACUGGCCUCGCGGACGUGGAAGUUCGCCACCGCGGCCGAAGGAGCGCGGCCGACGCCCCAGGCGCGGUCAUCGCAGCCGCAACAGGCCCAGCAUGGCGGGGCGCUGGGAGGCGAAGGCAUGGGCUUGGGCCGUCCUGGGAGUGCUGCUAUUGGCAUGAGGUGUAGCGGGUGGGCUGGCAGCGCCGGUGGCGUCAGCGGCAGUGGCAGCAGCAGCGGCAGCGGCAGUGAGGAUGAGGACCAGGGGCUCGAGGACACCGAUGCCUCUGCGGGCGAAGGCGACGAGGAGGAGUCCCCGGAGGAUACCGACGAGGAAGAAGAGGGGAUGGUGGAGGAGGCCGAGUGUCUCGAGCUGCCGGCAGCGGGGGCUCGGGGCCGGGGCGGCGGCCGACGGCGCGGGGGCAGCAGGGGCAGCAGCGCAACCCGUGGGGCUGCAUUUGCAGCCAGGACCGGGGCUGGUGCUAGGUGUGGCAGGAGCCGGGGCGGGAGCCGGGGCCGCAGCAGAGGCAGCCGGAGCAGCCCGCCUGCACCUGCUGAGGAGCAGGCGCAGCUGCUGCAUCCCACAGACGUUUCCCGCAGGGGCGCGCUGCCCCUGGGCCAGUUGCGCCUAGGCGCAGUCGACUACCUGAUCGGCAACACCACACUCAUGCGCUUCUUCCCUGGCGCUGUGGCGGCGGCGGUGGAGGAGCGGGCGGCCGCCGCCCGGGCGGGCAGGCCCGCCGCGACAGCGCCUGGCGCCUCUGUUCAGCUGCACUUUGGCGCCGCCGCUGGCACCUUCACCAUGUGGAUCGUCACGUACGGCAGGGGCAAAUCGUGGGUACGGCUGGGCGGCGGCAAGCAGCUGCGUCGGGUUCUUGGGCUGCGGGACGGCGCCGUCAUUGAGCUGGAGGCGCAGGACCUGCCGCCGCCGCGGCGCCUCAGCAAUGGCGGCGGUGGAAAUGGUGGCGGUGUGGGCAACGCCAGCAGGCAGCAGGGUGCGGCCCGCGCCAGGGUGAUCUCAUACGGUCACGGCGCGACGGCAGGUCAGCUGCUGAUGGCAGCACCGUUGAUCCCUACUGCGCGGCCGCAGCCGCAGCAGCAGCCGUCGCCGCCAGAGCUGCUGCCUCCGCGGCCUGCGUACCAGCAAGAGCAGCAGCAGGAUCAGCGGUUGCCGGGUCCAGGGGACCCGCUGCGAACACUCAAGCGGAGGCGUCUUUGGUAUGACGCACUCGAGCCGUCUGUGGGUGCCGAUGGCAGGAGUGGCUCCCGGCUGUCGGCAGGAGGCGCCGCCGCGCCCUGUGACGCCACGCACCCGCCAGCCAGCAGCUCUCAGCCGCAACCAGACACCGCCUCAGCAACCAAGCACAUUCUUGGCUCCGCCUUGGGAUCCGGGGAUGGCGUCGCGCUGUCUGAUGACGCCGCCGCCGCUGCUGCCAUCAAUGCCUCCAGUGCGCCCGCGCAUGGUGCAGGUGCACACGGCCAGCACAGCCGCCACGACGGCGACCGGACCAGCGGCGGCGGCAGUGCCCGCGGAGAAGGCGCUGGCCACAGCCGCCGGCUGCACAGCCUGCUGGUGCACUUGCCGCCGCCGGCCAGUGCCGCCACCGCAGAUUCGGCCGCGCCGCGGCAGCCCGGCGAGCUGCGGCUGUGCGGCCUCACCUUCCACCCGCAGCUGGUGCCGUUUGUGUAUUCGGAGAUGCGCAGAUGGGAGGAUGCGCUUACCUGCCCGCUCUCCAGCGCGGACCCCGCUAAGCAGCAGCUGGAGCCGGUCGCGAGCAGUGCCGCAGCGGCCGGCUGGGAGGCGGCGUUCACUCGCCACGGCCUCAGGCGCAACAUCCUACACAGCCGCCUAGCGACCCUGCUGGGGCUAUCGGGGGAGGGCGGCGGCCCAGAUGCGCCGCUGCCUGAGGGCGGCUGCAACGGCGCCGCUUCUGGUGGUGGCGCGUCGCCACAGCCCCUCCUGCACACCAGCCUCCGCGUGGCCCCAGCCGCUGACGGCGGCCGGGCUAGCAGCGGCAGCAGCAGCCGGCUUGAGGUUGUGUCGAGAGUGAAGAAGAGCGGGUGCCUGGGUCUGGUGGGUGGGUACGUGGCGCCCCGGGCGCUGGCGGAUGAGGUGGUGGCGGCUGCAGAGGAGGCGACGUCCCUGCGCUCCUCUUUCGCAGCUGCGGCAGCGGCGUCUGCGCUGCUGCGCGAGUGCCGCCCGGAGACGUGUCGGCUUGUGGAGUCAAUAGCGGCCGAGGAGCAGUCUGCCGGUGGCGGCGUGGCAGGAGGAGGCGCAGGCGCGGCUGCGUCGGCGGCUGCCCUGUCUCGGCUGCUGCAGUCGCUUCUGCUGCCACUGCCGGAGAGCUGGUGGCAGCAACCUGCGGCGGCCGGUGCGUCAGGCUCUUCAGCCGGGGCCGAGGAGGCUGUGCUGCUUGUUGACAGCCCAUGGGCGGCGCUUCUGCUGGCGGGGCCGGAGGACACACCAGCAACUGCAGCAGGCGGCGUCCCCGAUGCGGCAGCGGGACAGGGUCCGGAGCCCAACUGCAUGGUGCUGCCGGUUCGUGUGCGGGGCCUGGUGGUGCUGGCGCUGGUGGCUGUGCGGGACGUGGAGGCGGGUGCGCCCCUAGUGCUGGACAGGCAGGCGGCCUGGUGGGGGCAGCAGACGCAACGGGCAGGGCAGGCGGGACUGGGGCAAGCACAGCAGCAACCACCACAGCAGCAGCCGCAGCCACAGGAGCAGCGGGGCGGAGGGAGAACGGAUGUGGAGCGAGGGCCCCUGCACAGAGCGGAGAAUGGGACGGCAGCAGGCGGUCUGAGGCCUCCGGUGCAUGAGCUGGCGCUGCCUCUGCCGCCACUGCCGCCACAAAAUCUGGUGCAGACAGCUCCGCCGCAGCUGCGGCAACCAGGCGCUGCCAGGGCCGCACCGCUGGUGCCGCUGUGGCGCACCUAUGACAGCGGCUUCAUGUCGCAAUGCACCGAGCAAGGCGCGGGCGAGGACCAGUCGUGUGGCGACAUCCACGGCGACGAGCCACACCCGCAACAGCCGCAGCCGCUGCUUGGGCGGUGGCUGCAAGACCUGCUGCGCCACGAGACCGGCGCCACCGUUGGGUCGGGGCCGGCUGCGGCCACUGCCACAGCCACAGAGAAAUUGCGGGCGAGGCCAUGGCUGCGUGCGCAGACGCCGGAGCCGCCUGCCCCCUCUGUGGUCAGCGCCGGCGGCACGCGGCAGCCCCGACCUACUGCCGUACUCGCACGGCCCCCUGCUGCACCGUCACAAGCUCGCCACCUGCCACCGCCGCAACGCUCCGGUGGCGAGGGCUACAAGCAUCACCACCAGGACGACCAUGACGACAAGCACCCACAACAGCAACGGCAGCAGCAACGGCAGCAGCAACAGCAGCAGCAGGGCAGCAGUCGAGGUCACCGGCCCACAUCGCCGCCCCGGCGGUACACGCCCACCGGCGGCGCCUGCGGGCGGUACGGGCCCUGUGAUGACGACCCGAGCCAACGUGGGGCCCGCUACCGCCACUUGGACGGCGGGCUCGCCACUCCAUUAGCCGAUGGCCUCUCUCAUGAGCGGCAUGGCGACUGCUGGAGGCGGGGGCGUAGCCGCAGCCCCGGAGGCAGUGGUCGCGACUGGGGCGAUGACUGGCGGUGGAGGCGGCAUGAGGCCGGUGCAGUUGGCGGCACCGCUGGCGCCGCAGCGGAAGGAAUCAACAGCACCGGCAGGCAUAGCCACUGGGCCGAUGCCGCGGCCCCUUGUGGCCAAGCUGGCGGCUCCGGUGCCAGCGCCGGCACACACCAGCACUCGGGGGGCCGCCACCGGUGCUGUGGCCGCCGCAGCAACGGCCCUAGCCGUAGCCCUGGCCGCAGCCCUGGCCGUGGCCGGUGCAGCGGCCGCGGCCGGCGCAGUCGGAGCCAUGAGCGCAGGUGUCACAGCCGCAGCCGCAGCCGCAGCCGGGGACGUGACGGCAGUGCUCAGCAGCGCGACCGCCAUGUCAGGGACUACGGGGACGGGCGGCACGUUCCAGGACUUCAGCAGCCGCACCGCGGCAGCGCAGCAGCCGACUGGACGGGUUGGGACGCUCGCUCGGGGUACGGUCCCAGCGGCCACAAGCCCGGCGGCCAUGAGCCCCGCAGCCAUGAGCCCCGCAGCUACGAGCCCAGCGGCCACAAGCCCAGCGGCCAUGAGCCCCGCAGCCAUGAGCCCAGCAGCCAUGAGCCCAGCGGCCACAAGCCCAGCAGCCAUGAGCCCAGCGGCCAUGAGCCCCGCAGCUACGAGCCCAGCGGCCACAAGCCCAGCAGCCAUGAGCCCAGCGGCCACAAGCCCAGCGGCCACAAGCCCAGCGGCCAUGAGCCCCGCAGCCAUGAGCCCCGCAGCUACGAGCCCAGCGGCCACAAGCCCAGCAGCCAUGAGCCCAGCGGCCAUGAGCCCCGCAGCACGGCGUGGCAGCCCCGCACUGAUGGCACAUCGCGGACAGGGCGUGCCAGCGGUGGCAGUGGCGGCGGCUGGCAAGCCGCUGGCGCUGCAGCCGGGCGCCCCAGCUCAUCCAGGGAUGAGACCCGAACACGAGAGCGCCCGGAGCCGCAGACGCCAUUGCGGCCGCAAGCGGCAGCGCCUCAGGCGGAUGGCGCCACAGGCAGCAGAGGCGCUGCCAUGCCGCAGUUGCCGGGAGAGGGCGCAGAGGCGCAUGGGCUGCCGGUGGCGGCACAGCACUGGCCUCACGACCCGGCGGCUGCAGGCAACGCAGCGAGAGGCAGGGUCCAUAUGGGCACCGAUGCAGCUGACCUGACAGCCAGGCGAUGCUGCGCGGCGACGGCCAUGUUGGCGAGCACAGAUGACACUCCGCAGCAAGAGGUGCCGCGCCAGCAGUGCACACUGCGUGUGUGCGCGGUGUCUCCCGAUGGUGCGGCUACUACGCCCGGAGUGGCUGUGCCUCAGGCUUGCAACGGUCAUGGUGAAGAUGAGGCCGCCGUCGGCAGCACGCCUGCCGGCCCUCCAGACGCAGCGGCCGCCGGGUGGACCCGAGUAUUGCCACGUACGCCGGUGGCUGCGGCAGCAGCUACCGGGGGCCCCGAGCUCACAACCAAGCCGCCGCCGCUGCGGCUGGUGCUCAGGCCUGGGCAGGUUGCCAAGACACCUGUCUCGAGGAUGAAGCAGCAGCAGCAGCAGCCGACCGUGGCAAUCGUCGGCGGUCCCCCUAGUGCGGUGGUGGCCGUCCCGCCGCCGAUUGCCUCUCCUGUGGAAGGGCCGGUAGAUGAGGUGGCAAGUGCCCCUACCGCCAGCGCCAAUGUCGCUGCUGCCACCAUCACACAUGCUGAGCUGCCUCGGCCGCUGGUGCAGCAGCUGCGUAAGCACGCUGUGCGCGUGGGUCUGUUUGAGCCCCACCGCGGCUCCUUGCGUGGUCUGCUGGACGGCCUGGGCCGCGAGCUGGGUCUGGGCAGUGCGGUGAAGGCGCCCAUGCUCACGCGCCUGGACCACCUGGGGCUGGCGGCGCUGGUGGCGGCGCAGCAGCUGGCGGAGCGGCGGGCGCUGAGGCACGUGCACAACGCCGUGCUGCGCGUGAGCUGCUGCCCGCUGCCGGGGCUCAAGCUCAGGCUGUGGCACACCAGCUACCUGGCCAGUGGCGCCGCGGCCCCCACCUGGCUGGACGUCCGUGUCACGGCCCACUUCGGUGAGCUGCUGGACAACGUGGCGGCGGCGGACCAGGCCUCCCGGCGCGCGCUGUCGUCGUGGCUGUACGGCUUCACGACGUACGCGCCCGCCGUACAAUUGGAGCCCGAGCCGUCCUGCGCCGCCGCCGACGCCGCGGUGUGCGCGGCCCUGGGUCAUGGGGCGCGAGUGGCAGUGCCGCUCACGGACGGGGCGGGGCCCCUGUUCGCGCGAGACAACUGGCACACCAGGCCGGUGCCGUUGCCUGGCAAUGUCGCCACCCAAACUACAGGGGCAGCAGCAGUCGCGGUCGCCGCUGCUGCUGUUGCUGAGGCUGCUGCUGCUGCCGGUGCGGCUGAGCGUUCUUGCGCCAGCAACAGCAUUGUGACAGGGCACCAGCACAACUACCUGGGCAGUCAGCAACAACCUCUGCAGUAUGCGGCUGUGCAUAGCUGGCCGCAUACCGGGUGGCCGCACGGGCUGCCGCCGCCGCCGUACGCGACUGGGUGCGGGUCACAGCAGCACGCUCCUACUGCGCACCAGCAGCCAGGAAUGUAUGGCCACGGUCACCACCUGCAUCACCACAGUGCCUACUGCCCGCCAGCUGGCUACUACCAGGUCGGUGCCAGCGCAUCACACUUAUACCCGGUGGUACAGACGUCGCCGACGCAGCCGGAGCGGAUGGUAACAGGGCAGGAGCAGGAGCAGCGUGCCGGUCCAGGGGCGGAGGGGCUGCAGCAGGCGCAGCAGGAGUGUGGGGCUGCAAUUUUGGGGCAGGAGGCGGCGGCACUGCCGCACAAGGAGCAGAAGCAGGAGCUGCCGUAGCAGUUGCAGCGCAGAUGCAACCCGCAUUGAGGGCCAGGUGCUUGGCCACAGCACCUGCUGAAGCGCUGAACCCGGCGCUUUGGGGGCUGUGGAAAGCGGUUCCUUUUGAUUAGGCAAAUGAGGCAGGGACGGUGCCGGGAACGCUGCCUGGCCCGGAAUACGGUACUCGCGUGCAGAGCCAUGACUCGCUCGUUGUAACACGGCAUUGAU
Molecule: messenger RNA, 6867 nt
Organism: Chlamydomonas reinhardtii
Lineage: Eukaryota; Viridiplantae; Chlorophyta; Chlorophyceae; Chlamydomonadales; Chlamydomonadaceae
Exons: 6
Coding region: 37-6657 (2206 amino acids)
Biological process (GO): negative regulation of DNA-templated transcription; positive regulation of DNA-templated transcription
Cellular component (GO): nucleoplasm
Source: RefSeq, a predicted model, not a curated record